Ahaetulla prasina is the source of this 4478-nucleotide messenger RNA. It is a transcript of the gene CEACAM19, whose product is annotated as CEA cell adhesion molecule 19. The record is from RefSeq and is a predicted model, not a curated record. The transcript is spliced from 8 exons. The coding region runs from base 482 to 1333 and encodes 283 amino acids. Lineage: Eukaryota; Metazoa; Chordata; Lepidosauria; Squamata; Colubridae.
UUCACUCAGCUAAGUGUGUUGUGCAAGGGCAGGCAACAUAUCUGGAGCUGUAGACUCCUUCCUACACAACAGUGAAUGCAACCGCCCCGCCUGUUGCUGUCAUCUUGCAAUCCAGCUGGUUCGGUUGGUGAAACUCAGGAAUUUGUAGGUGUAAAAUAGGAAGGAAAGGAAGGAGGACGGAGAAGGAUGAAGCUGGACAACAAACCAUGAAGGUCCUGAGAUGGGGAACUCCUUGGAUACUCUGUUCCUUCGCUGAAGGCUUGCACACUCAAGAGACCGGCGGUCAAGACUUGGAGGAAACCUCAGCCUGGAUUGUGGCCCCACUGAAAGAGCAGAUGUGGUCUUGGGAACCCCUAAGAAUUCUCCCCCGUAGAAUGGGACGAAGCUGGGUUCCAAAGGCUUGACUGGGAAGGCCAGCUUCCCCUUUUCAAGCUUCGGUUGGUCUGCUGUAUUUUGGUGGAUUUGCGUUCCAGGAAGGAGCAUGUCGACGGAGAAAAUGGAGGUUUUUAAUAAACACCUUUCCUUGAGAGUCUGUUUCCUGGCCCUAUGGAUUAUUCUGGUCCAAGCAAGCAGGAUCAAUAUAGUGUCCAUCCCGGAGACCCCCGCCGAAGGCCAGAAUGUCACUUUCUCUGUGGAAAGAGUGCAGGGCGACAUUCGUGAAGUCAACUGGUUCCGAGGGAUGGCCUCUCAGGGAUCUUCUAGGAUCUUUAGCUUUUUCCCCGGAAAUUAUCGUCCUCAGCGCAACGGGGUGCAAUUUACCAACCGAGAAUUUGGUUUCCACAAUGGAUCUAUGCAGAUCACCGGGCUCAGGGCCAGUGAUGUCGGCCGGUACAAUGUUGUGAUUCUGUUGCGGCCCAAAGAAAUCCUCAACGCCUCCAUUGAUCUCCAGUUGACUACACCACCUCUGGCCACAGCGACAACAGCGACAACAACAACAAUGGUGACAACAGCAGCAACAGGGACCUCACCCAUUAAGGAGGUUCCCAAAGAGCCUUCGAAGUUGGGCUGGAUCGUGGCCGGGGUGCUGGUUGGCGUUUUGCUAUGCGGGGCACUCGGAGCCAUUAUGAUUUACCGGUUUGUUUUACGGAAAUCAGAACCCAGCACAGGGGUAACAGGAAAAUUGGAUCUAGGAGCAAGAAUGUCACCUCCAACUAAACAUGAUGACAAGGAACCCAUUUAUGAGGUGGUGGAUUCUCCAGUGGAAUCACCAAAGAAUCCGCUCCCGAUCUCUGGCCCUCUUCCGCCUCUUCCAGAGACUUGUCCCAAAUUGGACUCAAACUAUACGGAUUUACUCUACAGAGCUGAGUCCGUUUACUCUGAAAUCAAGAGAUGAUACUAUUGCUGAGAGAUUCCUGAUUCUUGGGUCAUCUUGGAUAAUGACCCAUCCAAAAACGUUGGGACGAAAACAAGAUACUGUAAUCCAAAUAUUUCUAUCUUUAUGGGAUCGAAGAGUUUUUCUCUGCCAGACUGCGAAUACAGAAAAUAACUUUAACUUAUCAUUAAAUCCGGCUUUUAUUGAACCCAAGACUGUCUCUUGAUGGAAUGGAGUCAAACAGAGUUGGGCAGUCAGUUGGCCAUCAUCUUUCACCCAAAAUGUGGGCUACGAUUUAGAAGAUCUAGAGGGAUGGAAGAAAGAAUGGACAGCUGUCAUUCUAUGGAGACUUGAUCAGGGGUUGGACUAGAAGAUCUCCAAGGUCCCUUCCAACUCUGUUAUUCUUUGAUUGUACAAUUCUUUUCAAAAUUCCGAGGAGCCCAGAUGUCUCUCUCUCUCUGUGUGUGUAUGCACAGAUGUCCAACUGAACUCAGCUUUGAGACCAGAUGGUCAGCCUAGAAGAUGGGCUGCUCGGAGACAGCCAGAAAGUAGUGAGGACCUCUUAAGACCUUUGAGGAUUUCAUCAACGUUGGUUUUCUAUCUCCAAGAGGAAGCGUAAUUAAUCCCAUCGUACAUCUGUAGACAUCACCCAUCUGAUGUUCUCCUUGUUUCUCUACACCAGGGGUGUCAAACUCCCAGAAUUCUCUGGCCAGGAUUGUUUCUCAACUUUGACCCUUUGAGAUGAGUGGACUUCAACUCCCAGAAUUCCCCAGCCAGGACUGUUUUUCAACCUUUGCCCUGUAAUAUAGAUGGAAUUCAACUCCCAGAAUUCCCCAGCCAGGAUUGUUUCUCAACCUUGGCCCUUUAAGAUGGGUAGACUUCAACUCCCAGAAUUCCCCAGCCAGGACUGUUUCUCCUGGCUGGCUGAGGAACUCUGGGAGUUGAAGUCCACAAGUCUUCAAAGAGCCAAGUUUGCAGAUCCCUGGUCUAGACUAUUAUGCCAUGCCGAGCGGAGAGCCAGUUUUCUGUUUCUUAACCUUGGCAGCCUGAAGAACUGUGGACUUCAACACACAAAGUUGGCGAGCUUGAAAAAUCCUUUUUUAAGGUCUAAUCCAGGGGUGUCCAACUCAAUUUGAUUGAGAGCCGCAUCAGGGCUGUGGUUGACCUCGGGUGGGGGGGGGACAGGCGUGGCUGAUUGGGUGGGCGUGGCCAGCUUGAUGCCAUUCACUGGGCGUGGCCGACUGGGUGGGCAUGGCCAGCUGGCCCGAUGUUUCCUCUCCGCAUUGGGUAGACGGGGCCGAAGCGACCUUACGUUUUCUAGGAUGGCACCGCGGGCUGGAUCCGACCACAUCUAGGGCCGGAUCUGCCCUGCGGGUCUUGAAUUUGACACCCCUGCUGCAGUGGUGGGUUUCAAAAUUUUUUACUACUGGUUCUGUGGGUGUGGCUUGGUAGGCAUGGCUUGGUAGAUGUGACAUGGGAAGGAUACUGUAAAAUCUCCAUUCCCUCCCCACGCCAGGGGAAGGAUAAUGUAAAAUCUGCAUUCCCACCCCACUCCAGGGGAAGGUUACUGCAAAAUCCCCAUUUCCUCCCAGUCAGCUGGGACUUGGGAGGCAGAGAAUAGAUGGGGGUGGGGCCAGUCACCAGAGGGGGUAGGGCCUCUGGUGGCUCAACAGACUAAGCAGUGUGUUAUUAACACAGCUGAUUGCAAUUACUGCAGGUUCAAGACCCACCAGGCCCAAGGUUGACUCAGCCUUCCAUCCUUUUAUAAGGUAGGUAAAAUGAGGACCCAGAUUGUUGGGGGCAAUAAAAGUUGACUUUGUAUAUAAUACACAAAUGGAUGAAGACUAUUGCUUAACACAAUGUAAGCCUCCCUGAGUCUUCGGAGAAGGGCGGGAUAUAAAAUCAAAAAAAAAAAAAAAGUCAGAAUUUUUACUACCGGUUCUGCAAAAUUACUCAAAAUUUCCACUACCGGUUCUCCAGAACUGGUCAGAACCUGCUGAAACCCCACCUCUUGCCCUGCUCUACACCUUCUUGCGAAUGAAAAUAAACCCGUCAAAACUGGUUUAUUUUCAUUCUAUAGGGUUUUUUUGUGGGGGUGGGGGUGUUGAAAGAAAGGCUGGCCCUUUUGUAAGGAUGGGGCAGCUAUCUUGACCGCCUGUAGCAUUACUUCUAAAGAAGAUUAAAGGAUAAGGGACGUUGUGUUCGGGCUAGGAAAUUUCCAAGCUGGGUCAAACGGUAAAGACGUGGUUAAAAGGGUCACAACAAGUCAUGUUUGAGAUCUGGGUGAAAAGAUGAGAUUCUCACCUUUCAAUGGAGAGAAUGCCUCACCGUGGAAAGGAAAGCAAAGGUUGUACAGCCUCCAAGUUCAAGGAUCACAGACAGUCCUUGACUUACAACCAAAAUGGGGACUAAAGUUUUUGUUGCUGAGCCAGCUGGUUGUUCAGUGAGCCAUGACCAAUUUUAUCACCUUUCUUGGCACAAUUGUUAAGCAAAUCUCUGCAAUUAUGAGAGGCAUCGGGAGGGUUGUUGUUGUGUCUCGUCCGAUCUCACCACAGCCGGGGCCUUCUUAUCUGCUUCCGAACACGGAGGAAUGUCCUAGUAUGCCUCCCGGCCCCAGCCCUGGCUCCAUGCCCAGACAGGCUGAAGAGGAGGAAGUAUCUCCAGCCCCCAGCUCUGGCUCCACGCCCAGGCAAACGGAGCAACUAGACCCCUCCCCCUCCUCCACAGCAUGUGAGCCUGAGGGAGGUCAAUUGCCAACAGCUGCAGACUGGAGUGACCCUCGCGUCAGAAGACUUGAUAGGCGGAGGCGACAGAAGGAAGGGAGGGGCAGGCCUGGAUAAGUGCUGAGUCAUGGAGCUACACCCCAUGGCCUAUAUAAAGGACCUGCUUUCUGGCAUUCUCUGACUCAGGCAAAGUCUAAACAUAUCUUGCUGAAGUCACUUUCUGGUCUCCUGCCUGCCCUGAGGACUUUGCUAGGACUUUGGCAGAGCUGCAGAGGCACGCCUGAUUCAGAUUUCCCUGACCCGGCCGUCAGCGGAGGAGUGGGACACGACAGUUGUUUAAGCAAAUCUGGUUUCUCCCAUUGACUUUGUUCGGCAAAGUCGAAUAUUAACGAAUUAGUAAUAUUCAACGAAUAUAGUCGUAUAUUAAAAAUAUUCAUGUCUUA